Protopolystoma xenopodis is the source of this 756-nucleotide messenger RNA. NCBI's taxonomy places the organism in Eukaryota, Metazoa, Platyhelminthes, Monogenea, Polystomatidea, Polystomatidae. The record is from the annotation of a GenBank genome assembly.
GGUCUUAUAGAGACCCCUUUGACGACUUCGGAUAAAUGCUCCUCUGACGGUGGAUUGGUCCGAGUUAUUAACAUGAUACAAGGUCACAAAGUCCUGCUGAAAUCAUUUUACGGCUUUAUUGUAUCUCUUGGGUUUUCCAAGUGCCCACAAAUAUGCCUUGCUAUCUUGGACAGCACCGGAGAUACCUUGGAAUAUAAAGUCUUGCUUCGCGUAUCUCCUCACGUACUUAACCUUGUCGAUACUCAUGUACUCAAUUGGUGCGAAUUCGAUUCUUCUUCUCGAGAUCUGGAUUGGAACACAGAGGAACAAACUACUGGAAGGCAUAGAAGGAUCCCAGACAAUCCUUUUCAUUUGAUUGCUAUUUCUUGUGGAACCGAGGUUGAGGUAUUUCACUUUAGUUCACUUGUCGUCAGGCUUGGAGUUCCGUUUCCCUCUGUGCAGAAUGAUUCUUCUGGGCUCCCAGGUUGGGAUCGAGAUUCCAUUAAAAAACAUCUUGCCUCCGAUAAUUCAAAUUGUGAUAUUGUGUAUUUACACGGCAAGGACCACACAGGCCCGAUUACCUCUGUGUCCAUCUGCCCAAAUGCCUCGUUUCUGGCAACGAUUGGUUUGGAUGGCUUGUUGCUCAUUUAUUCACUUCGGUGCAUUAAUUACGACAAUGAAAUUAAGCUAAAACCUCUGCUUACCUGGUCCCCUCAUUCUGGUUCUCCACUUUAUUCUCUUUUCUUCAUCACCGAUGAAGAAGAUCAAUACUCGUAA